This is a messenger RNA of Malaya genurostris, 2897 nucleotides long. It is a transcript of the gene cact, whose product is annotated as NF-kappa-B inhibitor cactus. Bases 567 to 1688 code for a protein of 373 amino acids. The transcript has 5 exons. Gene Ontology annotation, molecular function: protein binding. The record is from RefSeq and is a predicted model, not a curated record. NCBI's taxonomy places the organism in Eukaryota, Metazoa, Arthropoda, Insecta, Diptera, Culicidae.
ACUGCGAGUCGCGUUGCAAGUGUUUUUUGUGAGUUGCUGUGCUGUUGUUGGCAGCCGUCGUCGUCGUCAUUACGAAUCAGCAUAGAAACUCGUUUAUUUUCCAAGUGUGUGUGUGCGCGCUGGUGUCAGUCAUCACUGAUUGUGUCAGCAGCCUGCUUUGAUUUGGUCACACAUUUUUCGACAGCAAACAAAAAUUAAAUGCCUCGUGCGCGAAUCAGCUUCAUAUCUGUAGUGUGAUGAUCGGAAGAAUUUUUAUCGUCUUGAGACAUUGAUACUGCGGUGGAAUAUUUAUGCAAAUCCAGUGGUAGAAUAUGUGGAAAACGAUUGUCGCGCGGAAAACUAACUUGAAAGCGAUCGCCAUCUUUUUGUUUUGCGUUGAUUGAAUACCUGAUUAGGAAACCUGACAAAUUUUUGCUGCAAAACCGGAGAGAGAGACGUGUCUAUGUGCGGGUGAAUUGUAAUAAACAGUAUAACUUCCUUGCGUAAAAAAAAACACCAUAGCUUUAGGAAGUGCGCUUUGCCAAGCAACAAAAACAAAUCAAAUCUUUGAAAUCAACCAAUAAAAGAUGCAUCCAGCAAAGGGAGGAGCAGUAGGAGCCGGAGGUUUUACUUACCUUUCCCUUCCAGAAGGACACAAACAGGAAGACAAACAUACCACCGACAGCGGAGCUGUAGAUUCCGGGUUCCAUUCGGGGCAAAACUUGAGUUCCGAUAACUUCACCAGCUCUUCGUUCGAAGUGCAACAGGAAGCUCCGCUGGAACCGCUGUUUGUAUCCGGCAGUCACAAGUCUGCAUCCACACAACAGCAGGAGGAAGACUCCCAAACGUUCGACUCCGGUGUGGAUCUCGAUUCGAGCCAACAGCUUCGUUCCAGCGAUUCGAUGAAGGUGGACAACAUGAACGAUUUGUGUAAAAGCUUGCUUCAGCUGCAGAUGAGCCGAAAGAAACCGACGUGGGAAAAAUAUUUCCACCAGAACGACGACGGUGAUACAUAUCUCCAUUUGGCCGUGAUACACGAGGCCACCGAAGUCGUCUGCAAGCUGAUACGUGCCGCUCCGCGGCCCUGGCUUGACAUUCAGAAUGACAUCGGCCAGACGCCGUUGCAUCUGUCGGUCCUAACCGGCCAGUCACGGCUCGUUCGGCGGUUAAUCCUGGCCGGUGCCAAAGCUGGAAUACGGGACGUGGAAGGAAACACACCGCUGCAUUUGGCCUGCCUGCAUAGCAACAACGAAUGCGCCAAGGAGUUGCUGACCCCGUUGACUGCCGUCGAGCUGCAGCAGAGCAGUCCUGCCGUUCAGGCGGCUAUCAAAAUUCCACAAGACCUCGAACAGUGGAACUACAAUGGAAAACGAUGUGUUCACAUAGCAGCCGAAACGUCCAACAUUGAGAUUCUGCGAUAUCUGCUCAACGCCGGAGCCGACAUCAAUUCACGGGAAGGUAAAUCAGGCCUGACGCCACUGCACAUUGCCAUCGAGUCAGGCAACGAGUCGCUGCUGAAUUUCCUGCUCGACGAGUGUCCCAAGCUUCGGCUGGAGCAGGUUACCUACGCUGGUCUAACGGCUUAUCAACUGGCCGGCCUCCAGCACAAUCAGAGUCUGCUGAAUGGACUGCGAAGUCGCGGUGCCGAACCACUGACCCCACCGGAGAGUGACUACGACGACGACGAGAGCGAGGAGGACGAUCAGUAAACACUUCCUCAGCUGCUUCUACUACUACUACUACUACUACUACUAGUCGUAUCCUAUCUCUUUGUGUAUGUGUGUGUGACCCCCCCUAUCCUAUGGUACUAUCACUGGUGGUGGCGGUGGUGACAAAUCGUUAUGUGUGUCGUCUGUUCGGCUGACAGUGGUGCGAGCAAGUGAGCAAACACAUCCCCAUCGUUGAUUAGUUUAUAAGGGAAAAAGACUUUAUCCUAAAAAGAGAAUAAACAAAAAAAAACAAAAUACAAGUUAAAAACUUAACACUUAAUAAUCAUGUUCACGCAUAGUCUCACUAAUUAAGCCAAUUAUUUAUGUUUUUUGUAAAUACUAAAACCAAACUAUCGUUCGUUAGGUUUAGGCAAACUGUUACGUGUAUGUUUUGUACAUAGCAAAAAAUAAAUUAAUUAAAAAACAAACCACUAAAUGUGUAAGUUGGACUGCUGUCUGUCGUUUCGUUUUCGAAAACGAUUCAUUUAUUUUACUCGUGUGUUCUGGCUUGAGGAAAAAAAAGCAAAAUAUUAAUUAUUCCAAUCCAUUUUCUCCCUGUCGCCUUACAGAUUCCAACAUAUUACGGAUCGAAUGCAUUCUGUAGCAGUUUUGCGGGACUUUCCACGAUCAAUGUAGCAUAAUUUUUCUCCUUUUUUCUCUUGGUUCAAUUAAUCAACGCAAAUAGUAUACAAAUAAUUUAACACCCUUUCCAAUUAGCGCGACCGGUACUUGAUUAAACGCAGAAGACCUCUAGACUAGAAUGUUAAAUUGAGUUCCGACGAUCAGUGUUGUGUUGAGUGUUUCUAAUCGAUAGCUUUCGGUAAGGUCUUCUCGAUCGCACAACGACUAGAAAGAUUACAAUUAGGCGAGAUUCUGAACACCAUCCUAGUAGAGAAUCGGUUUUGCCACCAGAAUUGCAGUAAUGUUUUGUUAUCUUACUAUCCAAUGCCUUAGGAAACCCGAUUACAUCAUGUUUAUUCGUAGAGAGUAGCAUCCUUAUAUGUGUAAAUCUGUUUUGUAUGUUAUUCUUCUCGUAUUUAUACACAAAUAUACAAACAAAACUAAAAGCAUCAGAACACUAUGUAAAUUACCAGUGCAACAAUGCAACCAGCAAACACCGACGCAUCUCACCGGCCAUUCAAAGAAUUGUGCGUUGCGUAAUCGAUGUUCUUGUAACUGUAAUAAAGCUAGCAUAUUUUACGGAACCUA